GUCUGCAAAAGAUGGAAAAUCUUUCCAACGGCGCCGUUUAACUGGAAGCGUUCUGAAAUUUCCAUGUGGUCUGCAUGCAUCUCAACUAGAAGUUUCGAUUAUCGGCAUUUUACGCAUUUGUAGUAGUCGGAAUUACCGGCAAAACGUGCUCGAAUUAAUCAUUCUAAUGGUGCUACUUAAAAAGAUAGAAGCGGCAUGGAACUGGAGUGGUGAGACGUGACUUGCCAAAUUAUAAUUCAGAACAGAAUUAACAGCAAUUUUCAACUCUUGGGAGAUCUUGAUCCAUUUAGAUUACGUCAAUUUCCAUGUCUCCACAAUACUGUCUUGCCAAUUUUUUCCGAUGGAGUCUGUGGGCCAUAUCAUGCAACACCCGCCAAUCAUGCAGUCUGUCUCACAUCCACCUGGGGCUCCUCACCACCCUAGAAAAGUGAAAACCCUAAAAAAUAUGCAGAUUCACAAUGAGCGUCUAAGCCUGAAUGAAGAGGCCAAGAUGGUAAGCGUCUACAACUCCGACGUGAACGGAGGAGGAAUUAACAGUAAAACUCCGGUCUCCGUUCUGCAAGAGUUGUUAUGUAGGCGUGGAAUGACGCCCAAGUAUGAACUUCUGCAAAUCGAAGGGGCCAUUCAUGAGCCAGUAUUCAGAUACCGGGUGUUCCUAAACAGUGACCUGGUAGCCACUGGAACCGGGCGAUCUAAGAAAGAUGCCAAGCAUGCUGCUGCUAAGAACUUGCUCGAUCUUUUGGUGGGUAAAAUGUCGCUAGAGCAGGCCAAUCAAACGAACGGCACCCCUGGAGCGGCCGAUAUUACUGCGCAAAUUGUGUCCCCAUUUGACGAUAAAGUGAUGGGCAACCCAAUUGGGUGGCUGCAGGAGAUGUGCAUGUCCCGUCGCUGGCCGCCACCACUCUAUGAAAUGGAACAUGAGGAGGGACUUCCACAUGAACGACAAUUUACGAUUGCCUGCCAGGUGCUAAAGUUGCGUGAAGUGGGAACCGGAAAAUCAAAAAAGCUUGCCAAACGCGUUGCUGCCCACAAGAUGUGGCAGUCGAUUCAAGACGGACCUCCCGAAGGAAACGCCUAUCCGGGAUUUGAGACCGAAGAAGAUCUCGCGGGAAAACUCAGCAAUGUCUCGCUGCGGUACUCUGGGUUGAAAGAUAGCAAAAUUUCCUAUUUAAGCACACAGGAGUCCCAGAAGGUUUCUCAAUUCCAUAAGGCACUUAAACAGUCUGCCGGCAAGAAAUUGAAUGACUUACAGAAUGUGAAUUUGGCAUCGAGCGACUUCAACGUUGUGCAGUUUCUGAAGGAGAUCGCCGUCGAGCAGAACUUCGAGGUCACGUAUGUGAACAUUGAAGAAAAGUCCAUUACUGGCAAGUGGCAAUGUUUGGUCCAACUGUCCACCCUGCCAGUGGCCGUUUGCUACGGAAGCGGCCAGACCUCGAAGGAGGCGCACGCUGAUGCUGCACACAACGCUCUCCAGUACUUGAAAAUAAUCACCGGGAAGUGAGCGAAACGUUUGCAAGAUGACAAAUAUGCAUUCGUUUUCCGGUAUCACCUUCCGGAGAUAUAUAAGUUUGUGAAUGUGGGGCUCUUGCUCACGUCAGGCCGAUGGCCCCCGUUUUGCUUUCUUCUCUUCCAAUUUGUUUGAUGGCUUGCUUCCCCGAGUGUUAUGCGUUCGGAUGCCAUCAUAAUUUUUUGUCUAUAUGAUUAAUGUCUGGGAAUGGUCGUUUCUAACUUAUAGUUUCGUUGAACAGUUCAAAUAAUUCUUAACGAGCUAAUUUUAAAUUGAUAAUUGUUACUCUAAUAUAGCUGCUGACCUCUUGCUAAUAUUGCUGUACGAUUGUCACCUGAACGGCGUAUAU
This is a messenger RNA of Dendroctonus ponderosae (mountain pine beetle), 1856 nucleotides long. RefSeq names its product interferon-inducible double-stranded RNA-dependent protein kinase activator A homolog. Bases 341 to 1501 code for a protein of 386 amino acids. Lineage: Eukaryota; Metazoa; Arthropoda; Insecta; Coleoptera; Curculionidae. The transcript is spliced from 7 exons. The record is from RefSeq and is a predicted model, not a curated record.